This is a messenger RNA of Trypanosoma conorhini, 537 nucleotides long. RefSeq lists its product as uncharacterized. The record is from RefSeq and is a predicted model, not a curated record. Lineage: Eukaryota; Euglenozoa; Kinetoplastea; Trypanosomatida; Trypanosomatidae. The coding region runs from base 1 to 537 and encodes 178 amino acids. The transcript has a single exon.
AUGGUUGCCAGCGCCGUGCCGCGCCAGCGGAAGAAGUUCGUGAAGGGGACGAACAUCAUCGUUCAGAAGAGCGCCACGGACGACGUGCAGGACGCCCACCUCAGCAUGACGUACGCCAUCGCCGCGGACGACAAGAGCGAGGCGGCGUGGUGGCAAAACACACUUCGGCCGGAGCGCAACCUCACCCACCCCUCCGAGGCGUUUUUGCAGGGAAUCAAGGCGCUGCGCCCCUCGGCGCGCUUCAACACCUUUGACGCGCAAAAGGCGCGCCUCCGCCGGUUAGUCAAGCAGGAGAAGGACAAACGCGCGUGGCUCCAGCGCCGCACGAGGGAGGUGGCGCCAACCGCGGCGAUGAAGGCCUCCGUUAACCCACACAAAGUUCCUCGCACCGGCGGCCAUGCACCGGCGGAGGAAGUUCGGCUCCUUUCACGAGGUCGCAAACCCGCGAAGAAGCGCACCACCAACGAGCCGGAAAAGAAGGAAUACUUCCACAAGUGGAAAAAGCGAAAGCUGCAGAAGAUUGGAAGAAGCCUGUAG